AUGGAUGAUUCGAGAUUAAAAGCAACAGCGUCAUUUGCAAGUGAAGCCACCCUUGGCCAUAAGGGAUCUGGUUUGGUUUCACCAUCACCGCUUUCACAAAAGCCGUCGUUGCCACCCUCCUACAAUGACUCAACCACACUCGCUGCACAAAGCCCUGCACCCACUACUGAUAACAACACCAACGACGAUCAAACCAAGGGUGCCAAAGCUAAAGCUCUAGCUAAAAAGCUGUUUAAAAAAUAUUGGUUUUUGCUUGGCCUUGCCAUUGUCAUUUCAGUUGCAAGGGCGGCACCCGAUGUUGCCAGAAAAGGCGGUUACAUUCAUGCAGAAUGGUCUAUCAAGUGGGGUGCUGUUAUCAUCAUCUUUUUGAUCUCGGGACUCUCGCUACGCACAAAGAUUUUGACGCAAACAUUGCUACGCGUACGGCUGCAUUUGCUUGUGCAGAUCAUCAAUCUUAUCAUCAUCCCAUUCUUUGUCUUUGGUCUUGUGUUGUUGUUAUUCAAGUUACACACGCCCAUGAACUCGUUGGUGUUGAUGGGUGUUGUCAUUGCCGCUAGUACACCCACCACCGUCUCAUCCAAUGUUGUCAUGACAAAGAACGCCAAGGGAAAUGAAGCGACAGCACUCAUGAAUGCAGCUUUGGGCAACGUGCUUGGCAUCUUUAUUUCACCCGCUCUUGUGGACACCUUCCAGGAACCAUUGAUCGAAGCAACACCCGAAAAUGAAACGGCCCAAGCCGGUGGAUCCGUUGAUUUUGUAUCUGUGCUCAAACAGCUUGGCCUUACUGUGCUGGUGCCUUUGGUUGUUGGCCAAAUCAUUCAACUCAUCUUUACCGAGCAAGUUGCCAGGAUCAAGGUCAAAUGGCGAUUGUCAGAUGUUAGCAGCGUAUGCUUGCUCCUCAUGGUGUGGUCCGUUUUUUGCGACGCUUUUUACGCUGGCUCAUUCAAUUCGGUUUCGGCCACUGAUAUUGUCGCUGUCGUUAUCAUGAACUUUGGAUUUUACAUUCUUUUCUCUUUGCUCGCCAUGUUCUUGGCAUACAUUCCAUUUCCAUCAUCGCUCAAGGAACCACGUUGGGUCAAGCGCAUGCGCUUCUCUCGUGAGGAUACCGUUGCUGUCAUGUUUUGCGGUGCUACCAAAACGGUUGCCAUGGGUGUGCCAUUGAUCAAUGUCUUGUAUGAGAGUGGUGAUCCAGGCACAGUGGGUGUUUUAUCUACACCUCUCCUUUUGUACCAUGUUGAGCAAUUGAUUCUUGGCAACAUUGAAGUUGACAUUUUGAAACGAUGGGUACAAAAGGGCAACGAACGUGAUGCUGCCAAAGAAAAGGAAAUGCCACCUGCUCGUGACGAGGAAGACCAUGCCGAUGACAUGCCACCACGUUCACCAUCACCUGUCGAAACGUUGAGCAACAAGCCAUACACCUUGUCAGCUGAUCACGGUGGCAAACAUCAUAGCACUUCGGAUGAAAAGACGCAACAAACGUACGACGAGAAGCAGCAACAACAACAUGAUGAUGCUAUUGAGUAUAUGCAUCAAGGUGCAGCUACCAAGACGAAUGGUGGACAUCAUAUGGAAACGAUUCUUUUGGACGAUGAGAUUGAUCCUUCGCGACCAACAUCAGCAACCAUGAUUGAAGAUCGUUCAGCCAUUAAUGAAUCGCGACAAACCAUGCGUCAAAGCAGUGAUAUCACCAGCCAACAACACGGCAAUCAUACCAAUUCAACGCUAUUUACCUCUGAGUUUUCAUUGGAAGCAUCUCAUUUAUCAAACGAUAGCCAUUAUUCCACCUCGCAGCAUACAUCAUCACGGCAUCCACAGUAA
This is a messenger RNA of Lichtheimia ornata, 1818 nucleotides long. RefSeq lists its product as uncharacterized. The coding region runs from base 1 to 1818 and encodes 605 amino acids. Gene Ontology annotation, cellular component: plasma membrane. The record is from RefSeq and is a predicted model, not a curated record. NCBI's taxonomy places the organism in Eukaryota, Fungi, Mucoromycota, Mucoromycetes, Mucorales, Lichtheimiaceae. The transcript has 4 exons.